AUGCGCUUCCUUUUGUACGCAGUGGUUGGAAUGUCUUAUCUUGAGACCCGUCUGUUCGAGCGUGUAUCAAUUGUCUGGAGUGACCGAUAUCUUCCAAGUUACAUGGGUCCCUCCAUCGUGCAGCUUGCGCACUUAUUUAUUCUCUUCAUAGUUAACAGCCUGACUGUGUUUGGCCUUUUGAUUCUACUUCUGCGAAGUAUCUACUCGCUGGCCUUCAACAUAACCACGAUUGAAUCUUGGGAGAUUGAGAGACACGAAACCCUUGUUCGACGCGCCCGAGUUUUGGGUGGUCAUCUGGAGGGUCCAGGCGGAGUCAAAGUUCAAAUCAAGAAGCAGGAAUUCCCAUAUGAUAUUGGGAUCUGGUCAAAUAUCAGACAGGGGAUGGGAGGCAGUGCAAACGUCCUGAGUUGGUUUUGGCCACUUGCAGCUACCCCCGACCGUAGGGGCGGCUGGGAAUUCGAAACGAAUGGCUUCGAGGAUCCCGGAUCAUCAUGGCCUCCACCUGAUCCAGACCGUAUCCCCUGGCCAACAAGCCAGACACUUCCCGACGAUUCACAACUUCCAGAGUCAUAUUCAUCUGCCAGAGAAACUGUCCACGCAUUCAACCGGCGCAAAUUUGGCGACAUCAACCGCCCGAGACCCUUUUCUGAAGUUGAAAGACGCACGCGGUUUCACGACCGUUUUCAACAAGAGAACUAUGAUAGUGAUGAAGAUCGUAGUGCAGGCCCUGUUUAUGGAGAUGACUCGGACGAAGGCGAAGAAUCCUGGCGAAAUGCGGAAGGGGAACGCCUUCGAGAUUUUGGCGUGGAUGAGGACGUAGAAUUCUACGACGAGGAUGACGUCCCGUUGGCAGUACUCAUGGAAAGAAGAAAUCAACAUCGAUGA
Molecule: messenger RNA, 885 nt
Organism: Penicillium angulare
Lineage: Eukaryota; Fungi; Ascomycota; Eurotiomycetes; Eurotiales; Aspergillaceae
Gene: pfa4
Product: putative palmitoyltransferase with autoacylation activity Pfa4
Exons: 4
Coding region: 1-885 (294 amino acids)
Source: RefSeq, a predicted model, not a curated record